Molecule: messenger RNA, 609 nt
Organism: Knipowitschia caucasica
Lineage: Eukaryota; Metazoa; Chordata; Actinopteri; Gobiiformes; Gobiidae
Source: the annotation of a GenBank genome assembly
AUGACAGCCUACUCCAGUCUGACUCCUCCCAGGUUGAAGAUGCAGUCCGUCCACGUCUUGUCGCUGACUUUGCUUUGCGCUCUUGCUGCCAGCGCCCAGGUCAUCAGUUUCGGCAGAUGUCCUAAACCUGCAGUCCAGGCCAACUUUGACCCCUCCAAGUACAUCGGGAGGUGGUAUGAGAUUGAGAAGCUGCCCACAGGUUUCCAGAAGGGAGAGUGCGGUACGGCCACAUACAGCGCCAAGAGCGCCGGAGUCAUCGGAGUCUUCAACAGUGAGCUGCUUAAAGACGGGACCAUUAACUCCAUCGCUGGCAGCGCUAAAGUGAAGAGUCCAGAGGAGCCUGCCAAGCUUGAGGUCUCAUUCAGUGGUACCCCCCCUGGCCCGUACUGGGUGCUGUCCUCAGACUACGAGGGCCACUCUCUGGUCUAUGGGUGCCAGGAGUUGGGGAUCUUCAAAGGGGAGCUGUCCUGGAUCCUGAGCCGUGAGCCCACCAUCUCUGACGAGACUCGGGAGGAGCUGCACAGCAUCCUCACAGCCGCUGGGGUCGACGCCGGAAAGAUGGUCCGCACAAACCAGGACCGCAACUACUGCAGCCCCAUGGACCAGUGA